GACAUCGAUUACAACUGCACCUUUCCUCACUAGCGUCCGUCCCAACAAACCCUAUCUCUUACCAGCCCCACGUUUCUGGAAACAAUGGCAACCUCGUCCCCUCAAGCCCCGAGCCUGGAUCGGUACGUUGUCAUCCACGUUGCUACAACGUGUGAUGAACAUGGUGUAUAUGUUACGAAAGACUCGGCUGAGGUUAUUGAGCUCGGGUGGAUACUGCUCGACGCGAAGAGCUGUGAAGAGCUCCAUCGGGAAUCAGUCCUUGUCAAACCUGUCAACACGCCCAUUACCCCAUUGUGCACGAGCUUGACCACCCUGACAUGGGAGCAUGUCCGCAAUGCCGGGUCCUUCCGAGACGCCGUCAAUCGUGUUGACCAGUUCGCCCAAGAGCAUCUCACGCCGAAGAACCUCGAGUUUGCGUUCGUGACGCUCGAUUCAUGGGAUCUCCGUGUUCAGUUGCCCCGUGAAGCUCGUGACAAGGCCGUAGUUUUGCCGCCGUAUCUACAACAUUCGCGCACCUUCGACCUACGCACCGAAUACCAGCGUUGGCAGGCUCACCACCCCGAGUCGUUGCCCUUCGGCUCGAGCGCUUUGGCCAACAUCUGUGCAGCCCUUGAGGUCGAGCCGGUGCAGUCAUCGGCACCCAUCAAACACAACCUGCCAUUCCACCUCCAAGCUCUAGCGCCUGCCUCACCAAGGCGUGCUAUGGAAGAGGCUGUCACUCUUGCUAGAGUCCUUCGAGGUUUGAUCCGCAAGUCUCAGCCAGCACAGGACCAUCCAGACGUGCUUACCAAGCCAAUGGACGCCCGAGCUGAUGUCCGCGCUUUCCUCUCGGAGCGUAGCAAGGUUCUACACAUGAGUGGACUGCCCCACGACACCACCCAGUCCGAGCUCGAGAGCUGGUUCACCCAAUUUGGCGGCCGUCCCAUUGCUUUCUGGACUCUCCGCACUCCCGAUCAACACAAGCCCACUGGCUCCGGUUUCGCAGUCUUCUCUUCACACGAAGAGGCUGCCGAGAGUUUGUGCAUGAACGGACGCGCCCUCAACGAGAAGGCCAUUGAGGUGUCUCCCUCCUCCAGCCGCGUCCUCGACCGCGCUGCCGAUAUCCUCACCCCCUUCCCGCCAAGCAAGAACCGCCCGCGUCCUGGAGACUGGACUUGCCCGUCAUGCGGGUUCUCCAAUUUCCAGCGUCGCACCGCAUGCUUCCGUUGCUCCUUCCCAGCUAUGUCGGGUGCUCCUCAAGGAGACCCAAUGGGCUACCCGUACGGAUAUGGACAUCCUUCUAUGAUGGGCCCUCCUGCUCAUCACAUGGGUCAUGGCCACGGCAUGGGCCACAUGGGUCGUGGUGGCACGUCGGGUGUCGUCCCAUUCCGCGCUGGUGACUGGAAGUGCGGCUCGGACGGCUGUGGAUAUCAUAACUUUGCGAAGAACGUCAGCUGUCUCCGCUGUGGUGCUAGCCGCACUAACGCUGCGAUUCCAGCUGACUCGGGCUUCACUUCUCCUAUGGACACUCCUUCGAGCUUUGGUAUGGGCCCUCCCUCAAUGGCCGGUACUCCUGGCCCUGGUCCUUUUGCGGCCGCUGGUUUCGGCUCUGGUGGCGGAUUCCCUGGCCAGCAGUUCGGUGGCCCACCAAGCACCUACGCUCUGCCUUCCGGAAUUGGAGCUGCUAGCCCCUACCCCCCAAUGGGAGCACAGUAUGCACCGAACGGCGGCAUGCACGGGGGUACUCCCUUCGAUAGCCGUGCUGCCGAAGCGGCGUUCACCUCUGCUGGCCAGGCGCCUGCUUCUGCUGGUGCUGGUUUCUCCAAUGGUGGGUUCAACGACGGAGGUCACAACGAUCCCUUUUCUUUCCUCUCGACCGGCCUCGGUGGCCUCUCAAUGAACGAUGAUCGACGUAACCCCAACAACCCGGCUAACAAGUCUCCCGCAUAAAUGCAUUUAUCGGAAGCUUUCCUUCUCAGGAUUUUCACAUGUCGGGCCAAGUGAUUUCAUUGGGCGGUGGAAAUAAUCUAUGAACUCAGCGAUGGAGUGGGUUUGGGGUCUUUGAUUUCUUGAAGGUUCGGAGUUUCUUCAGAUUGGACAACACACAUCUUCGCAAAAUCUGCAGGCAAAGGAGCAUGGAAACG
Molecule: messenger RNA, 2123 nt
Organism: Mytilinidion resinicola
Lineage: Eukaryota; Fungi; Ascomycota; Dothideomycetes; Mytilinidiales; Mytilinidiaceae
Exons: 4
Coding region: 85-1929 (614 amino acids)
Molecular function (GO): 3'-5'-RNA exonuclease activity; RNA binding
Source: RefSeq, a predicted model, not a curated record